UUUUUUUUUUAAUUGGAACUGCUCUUUUCAAAUUGUAUAUAAAAUAGGUUUGUUGCUUUCUUGGGAAUGAGUAGCUACGCCUACAACUCAAAGGAGGAGAGCACACCUUCAGCAAGCUUUCAAAAAUUAUGCCAACAAUUGCUUGACGGCUCUUCGCAGAGCAUAACGAAGCAGAACAUUGAAGAUUUUCGUGUUAUUCUGCACAUGAUCAUGCACGAUUGUUCGAAAGCGAAUAUCGAAGCAGGUAAAAUAUGGAUUUUUGAUCACUGUCAAACACCUCAACACAUGUCGGCGAUGCUUGAAUAUAUCCAGACAUUGGCUUUAUCCCGAUCUGGGCAGAAAGACAGAAUACAUAUGGUUUACCUCGUUAAUGACGUCUUAUAUCAUUCGUACAGUGAUUUUGUUUUGCAAUAAUUCGAUACUUGGCAUUUUUUGAGAUUGCAUUGUUUGACCAUUCGAAUUUUCCCUUCUACCAAAUUUAAAAAACAAACCACCCCUUUUGGUUCAAUUAGGACUCGCAAGCAGAAGGAUUGGAUGAAGGAAGCCAUGGUACCCUUCUUGGUGCCUAUAGUAAAGUCAGCGUAUGAUGCAGCAGACUCUCCAGAAUACAAAGCCAAAGUGAUGAAGGUAUUCGUCCGAUAGAUUCAUCUUCCUCUAUGAGCAUAGUUUAAUGAUGUAUCAUGCAUAGGUGAUCAAUAUUUGGAGUGACAAGAGUAUUUUGGACCAGCAACUUAUCAGUAAUAUCAAAAGAACUGUCAGUGGCCAUGCUGCUGGCCUUCCAGCAGAAACAAACUAUAUUCAACAACAACAACAACAACAACAGCCAAAGCCCAUACCUUCACCCUAUACUACUACUCCAUUGACGACGCAUGCGGGGCUUCCUGCUC
Molecule: messenger RNA, 887 nt
Organism: Mycotypha africana
Lineage: Eukaryota; Fungi; Mucoromycota; Mucoromycetes; Mucorales; Mycotyphaceae
Exons: 2
Coding region: 67-414 (115 amino acids)
Biological process (GO): intracellular calcium ion homeostasis
Cellular component (GO): perinuclear region of cytoplasm
Source: RefSeq, a predicted model, not a curated record